Molecule: messenger RNA, 2113 nt
Organism: Cornus florida
Lineage: Eukaryota; Viridiplantae; Streptophyta; Magnoliopsida; Cornales; Cornaceae
Product: LRR receptor-like serine/threonine-protein kinase RGI5
Exons: 3
Coding region: 374-1321 (315 amino acids)
Molecular function (GO): protein binding
Source: RefSeq, a predicted model, not a curated record
AGAAUUGUUAAUCAAAGCGAAAGAGACAACAGCACUUGACCUUCCUCUUCUGAUUCACCUCGACCAGCUGUGUCACCUUUUCAUGAUGGAAAAAACUAGCUCCCUUGUUUCUGUUACAUUCAUAAUAUUGUUGGUGCACUACUACAACUACUCUCUCAUGGCUUGCUUGGCUGUGACGGUGAGUACUAGUAGGAGGACUGCAACCAAUAUCACCACUGAUCAAUCGGCUCUUCUUGCCCUGAAAUCCCACAUCACUAGCGACCCUCAAAACAUUUAGGCCAGCAAUUGGACCACCUCAACCUCCCAUUGCAACUGGAUUGGUGUCCAUUGCAGCACUCGCCACCACAGAGUUGCUGUCUUGAACCUUUCUUACAUGGGCCUAAACGGCACCAUCCCUCCACACAUUGGAAACCUCUCUUUUCUAGCCUUACUAGACAUCAGAAACAACAGUUUCUAUGAUAAUAUCCCUAAAGAGCUUGGUCAUUUGCGUAGACUAGAAUCCAUCAAUUUCUCUUCCAAUGACUUUACAGGAAACAUUCCUAAAGAAAUCGGCAAGCUUGCUAGUCUAGAGUUUCUGGAUAUGAGCUGGAACCAACUUUCGGGCUCCAUACCUGCCCCCAUCUUCAACAUCUCCUCACUGGAAACUAUUUCAUUCGCAGGUAAUUGUCUAUCAAGUAAUCUGCCAGCAGAUAUGUGCUACCUUCUUCCAAAACUCUCCAGGUUUGAUCUAUCCUACAACCAGUUCGAUGGCCAAAUUCCGUCCACUUUAUAUGAUUGUUCCAAACUUCAAAUCUUGUCAUUGUCAUAUAACAAAUUUAGUGGAGCAAUACCAAGAGAAAUUGGAAACUUGACCUUCCUAAAAGGGUUAUAUCUUGGCGUAAACAAUUUAAAAGGAAACAUUCCUAAAGAAAUUGGCAAGCUUGCCAGUCUAGAGUUUCUGGAUAUGAGGUGGAACCAACUUUGGGGCUCCAUACCAGCCCCCAUCUCCAACAUCUCCUCUCUAGAAACUAUUUCUUUCACAGGUAAUAGUUUGUCAGGUAAUCUUCCAGCAGAUAUGUGCUACCUUCUUCCAAAACUCUCCAGAUUUGGUCUAUCCCACAACAAGUUCGAUGGCCAAAUUCCUUCCACUUUAUAUGAUUGUUCCAAACUUCAAAUCUUGUCAUUGUCAUAUAACAAAUUUAGUGGAGCAAUACCAAGAGAAAUUGGAAACUUGACCUUCCUGAAAGAGUUAUAUCUUGGUGCAAACAAUUUAAAAGGCACUAAUCCCAAAAUUGAGCUAACUCAGCCAAAUAAAAGCUUAAUUGAAGCAAUCCUGAGAUAAACCAAAGGAGGGAGCAAAGUGGAGAAAGAAAUGAGCAAAAAGGAAUCAAGUUGUGCAGCUGAAAAGUUCGAUCGAUCCAACUUAGAGUUCGAUCGAUCGAAUAUCUAUGAUCGAUCACAGUACUUCUCGAUAGAUCCAACCUUGGCCUUUGCUGAAAUUCCAAGUUUGAUCGAUCGAACAUCACCUUCGAUCGAUCGAACCCUAUUUUGUCCUAUUCAAAUGAUUGAUCUUAUCCACAGCUGUACGCCUACCAACCACUUUUGUCUUUUUCCCCAUAAAUAUCUUGAAAAUAUCCCAGCCUUGUCAUUAUCCGGAGGAGUCAGACCACUUCAAUCGAUCCAAGAUGCAGUUCGAUCGAUCGAACCCAUUUUCGAUCGAUCCAAGUUAAGGUUCGAUCGAUCGAACCUCCUCCAGCGAGAAAAAGUUAAAGUCCAGCUCAUUUAUUCCGUCCUUCAUCCAAUGAUUGGAGAAUAUGCCUUGCACGACCACAGCUCAUCAUGGGGUGUAUUUGACCUACCUAUAUAAGGAAUAUGAUACACUUUUUGAGGGAGUCUCUUGUCACACAUUGAAAAUUGAUCUUAGAGGCUUUUCUUGGAGAGGAGGAAUGAGGGAAGCUAGAGCACCAUUGGAGGAGAUCUUCACCAACAAGGAGCAGCAAUGGAGUUAGCCCUUGAGGGUUGGAUCAUCACUACCAUGAGUGGCUAGACAUCCUCUUGGGGCUAGAGUUAGCCCCAAGCAUGCUUUCUAUACUCUAACCUUGUGUAUUAUUGAGGGAUUAGUGCUGUAUGAUAC